CAACUCCUCCAAAAUCAAAACACAUUUCAUAAACCAACUUUCCAUACCUCAAACCUCCUAACACAGAGAGAGAGAGAGAUGAUCAACGUUGUGGCUCUGUUUCUGGUUUUGAGCUCACUGGUAACAGCAGGGUUAUGGUCUCCACCUCCCCCGGAAACACACCCAAACCCACCAACCCAAGACUUUAUUGCCAAAACUGGGCAUCAGAAAUUAAUAGUUGAAUUCGACAAAGAAGAUGGAAACACCAAGGUCUCCAUCUCGCCACAAGAAUCCCACAUCUCUCCGGUACUGCUCGAAGGCAAAUGCUACGUUCCUUCGGCCAAAGACGAGUUACCAACGGCAACAACGAAGGGUGCUGCUGCAGUUGAGGAUUCGAGACAGAAGGUCCAAGGAGCCUUGGAUAGGUGCAGGGACAAAGCGAUAGAGGUCGAAGAACGCGCGAAGGAGGCUGCUUUUGAAGCUUUAAUCAAAGCGAAAGAUUCGGUGGAACGUAAAACCGGCGAGGUUUUGAGUAAAGCUGGUGAGGUGAAAGAUGAAGCGAAAGAUGUCGUUAGAGAGGCGUCGGAGAAAGGGAAAGAGAGGGCUUCGGAGAGAGCCUGGGAGGUGAAAGAGGCGGUCGGAGAUGCGACCGAGAGAGCUAAAGAGACGGUUACGAAAAAAACACAGGAAGCGAAAGAGGUGGCUAGAGAUGUGACCCAGAAAGCGAAAGAGGUGGUUUCGGAAAAAGCACAAGAUGGGAAAGAGGUGGUUUUCGAAAAAGCCCAAGAAGCGAAAGAGGCGGUUGGAGAUGUGACCCAGAAAGCGAAAGAGAAGGUUUCGGAAAAGGCACAAGAAGUAAGAGAGAGGCUGUCGGAGGAGACCCAGAAAGCAAAGGAGAGGGUACGCGAAAAGGCCGAAAAUGUGCAAGAAUGCGCGGAGGAGGUGGCGGGGAGAGCUAAAGAGGGGGCGAAAACGGUUUUAGACACGUCGAAGAUGAUGGGGAAGGACGCGGAGAGAAAUGUGGCCGCAACAAUCGAGUCUGGGAAGGAGAAGGCCAAGGAGACGGCGGAACAUGCGGCAGCUACCGCGAAGGAUGUUAUGGAAGAGGGAGAAAAGGAUUUGUAUGAGAUUCUACGGCGAGGCAGAGAGGUGGGGUACGACGUGUUGGUGUACGUGGUGUCGCCGAGGGCGGUGGAGCCGGCGGCGGGAGUGGUGCAUUUGCUGGGGUUCGCAGCGGCGUACGGGAUGUGCUUGUGGGUUACUUUUGUUUCGAGCUACGUGCUGGCGGGGGCUAUGGACAUGCAACAGUUCGGGGUGGUGCAGAGUAAGAUAUACCCAGUCUAUUUCAGGACCAUGGCUUAUUGUGUGGCCUUGGCUUUGUUUGCGCACUUGUUGAGCCACAGGAAGAGAAUGUUGGCGAAUUACGUGGGCGUUGAGGUGUUCCUGGGGUAUAAUCUUUUGGUAUCUCUGUCGAUGAUUUUGUUCAAUUUACUUUACUUGGAGCCUCGAGCCACCAAGGUGAUGUUUGAGAGGAAAAAGUUGGAAAAAGAGGAAGGGCGAGGAAGAAAGAGUUCAAUCUCUGAACCUAACAGCAAAGCAGCGGCUAACCCUACUGCUGACUCUGCAGGCAGACCGGCCCGUGGUGCAGACGCCACCUCGACGACUCCUUUUUCCAAGGGUGGGCGAGGAAGAGAGACUUCUAUCUCUGAACCUAGCAGUAAAUCAGCGGCUGACCCUACUGCUGACUCUGCAGCCAUCCCAGCCCGUGGUGCAGACGCCACAUCGGCUCCUCCUCUAAGGCCAGAAGAACUAGAGCAGGUGGCAGCAAGGGCUCAAAUUGUUGAACUUAGUGAGAGGCUGAAGAAACUAAACGCAUAUUCAUCUUUUCUAAAUAUCCUAACGCUUAUGCAUCUAACAUGGCACCUCGUCUACCUUGGCCAACAUCUUCAUGUUGCCUGCUAAUGGAGGUAAGCUCUUAAUCUUCACAUCACCCGCCUGUUUGUCAAAUGACAUGUUAUUUCUUGACAUUUGUAAUGCCACAGAGACUUUCUUUAACUUGCAAACUGGAAGAGCUUGCUGGCGAAGGGGAGAUUUUGAUGCAGAAAAUGAGUAAAUUUUGUUAGCAGCAUGUUUUUGA
Messenger RNA from Rhododendron vialii, 2116 nucleotides. RefSeq lists its product as uncharacterized. The coding region runs from base 79 to 1941 and encodes 620 amino acids. Lineage: Eukaryota; Viridiplantae; Streptophyta; Magnoliopsida; Ericales; Ericaceae. The record is from RefSeq and is a predicted model, not a curated record. The transcript is spliced from 2 exons.